AGCAUUAAAACAGAAGGUGAAGCCCAGCGACACAUUUCAUUAUUGAGAAGCUUCAGUAAUGAGUACAGAGAGAAUACUUUCUACUAAAAUUCUUUAUUAAAAAGCACUUACAGUUUAGAAAGGCUACUGAUGUGGUAAUAAAAAAGGCAUUAUUUCUGUAACACUGAUAUUUUAAGUGCCAAAAAACAUUAAAACUUAAACAAGUUUUAAUUAUAAUAGUCUGCGACUAAACAUACUCCUGUACUCCUGAAUCUAUCCAUAACAUCACCAGCCUUAUGGAUAGGUUUGUGCAGUCUGUUGGAAUCAGCUACCUUUGGUCCACUGCCUCAGCAUCCAACAGCAAAAAAGAUAGCACUGGCUACCACAGACUCAUAGAUAAUCUUCAGCAUCGUCCUGCAGAUAGAUGAAACUCAUUUAAACCCGCAGACGCUGCCUCUUGGCUGAUGUUACUGGAACGCUUCAUUUAGGAAGUUUCCAUUUAUUUUCUAUUUAAGAAUAUUAGAAAGGUGUUCACAAAUGUAUUCAAAUGGCCUCGCUGAUUAUAUUCAGAAACGUAAAUGAAUGAUAUGUCCAUGUUUAUUCAAAAUUAAUUUUUAUUUAUUACAAUUUCUGCUUAGUUUAGAAUUAAUAAACAAAUCUUACAGGUGAGUCCAGGGUUGACUUGUGCCAACACUUACAGCCCCAAUGAACAAAUAAACUAUGGUUAUUAUUUUAACAACUAAACACUUCCUCAGUUUUGAAACAGUUUAAGCAGGUGUGAUGUUUCCAUUAACUUUCACAUGUAUUGUCUAGUGUGAGAUGUUCUUAAACCAAACACCAGCAUGAGGACGGCGUGUGGUUUAUACCACAUAAAAGGUGUUAAAAUGCAGCAGCAGUUUGUGUGCAAGUUUUGCAUGAAUAAGAAUGUAACCCUUAUCUUUUGUAGAAAUUGUUAACAUUGUUGUCUCCAGGGUCCCAGGAAUAAUAAUAGAAAUAUCAGGCUAUAAUAGUGAAAAGGAUUUAUGUAGUGACCAAACCAUGAGAUGCUAGAUUACCCACUCACACCAUACUUUGACAUCUUCCUCUAGAAACAGUUAAAGGUGAAAGUCUAGAAAUGUCUAGAAUGUCUUUGAAUGAUGUAGAUUCCACUUAAUUGGAACAUAGACAUAGUGUGUGAAGUUUAAGCGAAAGAACUCAAGCGUCCAUGGAGCUUUGACCACAGUAACUUUCAUGGUUUUUUACUAAUCUUCUCAUUUGCAGCCUGCUUCUGCUGGCUCGCCCUUGCUUUGAAUUGGGAAACAGACUUGUGUGUAAGCCUCCCCUUCCCAGUGCAUAAUAUCUUCACCAAGAUGCCCGCCAAACCUCUCGGAUUCCACACAUGGUAACUGGGUGCAGUGGCAUACAGCAUGGAACCAGGAGGAAACAUGAAAUUCUAUCAUAUGCUAAUAGAAAACACAUAACAGUUUAAAAAAAAAAAAAAAAAGAUUUAUUUAGCCAGCCUCCCAUCUCCUCAUUCCUACCCAAGCCCCGGGAAACAUAAUUCUGCACUCAACAUAGUAAACAAACUCAAUCUUGACCAUGUCAAAUAUUUUACACUUGUUUGUGAUCAUUUUUCCAUAAAUUCUUCUGGAGCAGGUGGAAUGGGAAUUACACACCUGUUCACACCUCUAGUGGAGACCUCAUCUGUCAUGGUGAGGCAAAGGCGAGUGUUCACAGCAGGGCAAGACAGCAGACAGAAACAUGGCAAAACAUAGACAGACUCAUUACAUCAUCACUCUUUGUAUUUUUCACAUUUAUUUGUAUUCAUUGCUUUAAAGUCAGUUAGAAUAUCUGCUGAGUUCAGCUUUGCAGGUCAUAUUGGACCAUAUCUGGGUAUUAACUCCACCAUCGGUUCUCAUUACAGCCACUGGACCAAUCAAAUCAGACCACAGCUUCAAAUCAUCCAAUCAGGGGUUGACUCUAAACUUGGUUUUCUACUGAACUGUCUAAGUUCCUAACAUCACUAUCACUUUGUUUGAACAAGAACGAUGAUCACACUCUUUGUUGCUCUUUGUCUCUUAACAUCAGUGAAACCUUCUAACAUCAAGGAGCUUCAAGUUAAAAAAAUAAAGUGUGGAGAAGAUGUUACUAUAAAAUGUGGCGUAUCCAGGGACAAAGCUAUUGUUUGGUUCAAACAGAGUUUUGGAAAGGUUCCUCAGUUGGUAGGGAGAACAGUGGGGAAAGAUAUCAGACUUGUUGCAGAAUUUAAUGAUGGACGCUUCAGUGUUAGUGAUGUAAAAUUAUUUAAUCUCAACAUUAAAAAUGUGACAGAAGAGGAUACAGGAACAUACUUCUGUGUAGAAAUGCUAAACACUUCACCAGACUUUACAUCUGGAACCCUUUUGGUUGUUGAAGAUGAGGAGACAAAACAAAUUCCUCGAGCUGUAACGGUGUUGGAGAACGGAGAGUCGCUCACACUCCAGUGUUCAGUACAAGCCAUUACUUCAAGCUGUGAAGAACCGAGCGUGUACUGGUUCAGACACGGCUCAGGAGAAUCUGAUGCAGGAAUCAUUUACACUCAUGGAAACGCCAGUGAUGAGUGUAAGAAGAGCUCUGAGGCUGGUUCUCCUCCACAAAGCUGUGUCUACACUCUCCCCAAGAGGAAGCUCACAACCUCUGGUAAAGAAACGCUCUACUGUGCUGUGGCUGAGUGUGGACACAUCCUCUUCGGGAAUGGAAUUAAAGCUGCAGAGACAACAAAUAUGCAGUGGAUUGUUGUCUUAGCAUUCUCCAACGCAAUAUGUGUUAUCGUGAUCAUUGCUCUGCUUGGACGUUUACUUAAACUACAAAAAGGGGCUUCAAACGACCAACCAAAUAACAAAAAUCAGGUCGCUGCUGAAGAGGUCUUGAACUAUGCAGCUGUGAGUUUUGCUAAAAAACCUUCAUCCUCUAGAACAUCCAGAGCCAAGAGCCAUGAAGAUGUUUACGCUCAAGUUAAAAUAAAAUAGAGAAAGAGAAAUUAAUUCAGAAUUAAAACACAACCAAUUUUUAAUUCUUAACUAAGACUAGUUAAGUAGUUAAGAUUGUUAAAUAAUGAAUGUACUAGUUUGCUGUAAUUGUUUAAGACUAAAGCUUCUUAUUUGUGGACUAAAGUUCUGUUUUUUCACCAUUACAGACUAUGUAAUCUUCUCAUUUGUAUUUAUUAGGAUUUAAUCAGUUGGUCUUUAAAUUAUAUUCUGCAUUUUUUCUGAAAUUUAUAAAAGCCUUACAUUUGGAAUGUUUUCUUAGCAUUUUCUCUUAAAAUAGUGAACCUGAUUUCUAGAAUUGCAAUAAAACCCAUAGUUUGAUUUUAAAAGCUACCUUCAUGACGGUUCAGGUCUCACAUCAGGUCUUUAUUCUUCUUUAAAACAUGUCAGAUGUGAGAGGAUAAAUAAAUCUGUGGAUAAUGUAAUUACUGUAAAUGAGCUAAAUCACAUUUCCCAGCUGUAGGCAGUUUAUAAGUAAAUAUAAUGCACAUUAUGAUGUUUAACCCACACAGAUUUUCAUAAAUAUGACAUUAAAGUGAAAUAAAUCUAAAUAUUAAUGUUAGUGAUAUUAGUGUUUACUGUGUUACUUAUUACUGCUGAACCUGUAAUUCAAUUCCAGAUACAACAUUUUACAGUUUUUUUUAAUCGCUAACAAGUGCUUACCUAUACUUAAGAUAAUUUUUAUAAACUCUUAACACAGACUUACACCUACAAAACACAAUUGGCCAAAUUGAUAAUUUUCCUCUCAAAAACACAUUUUGUUAAAUAUAUACUAACUCUCCAUUUCAAAACAGAACACAUCUUUCUCUGCACACACUAACUUUCCCGAAACACUGGAAAUCUGACUCAAAAUGAAAUUAUUAUUUCAAAGAAUAACACUUGUUUUCACUUCACAAGGUAUAUGCAGUCAAUCAAAGUACACCAGGUUUUAAAAUACUGGCUAUUGUUGACAUUAGAAAAACUGCAUAGACUUUUAUGUGUCAGGUAACAUGCAAUCCACCUUUUACACAAAAUGUCUUAGUUGGGAACUGUAUGUCCACAUGUAUAGUAAUGUUCACAUUCAAACGCAUUCCAGUAAAAAGCAAAUCAAUUAUUUUUUUCUUUACUGUUUACUUAAGGAGGUA
Messenger RNA from Tachysurus fulvidraco (yellow catfish), 4108 nucleotides. RefSeq lists its product as uncharacterized. Bases 2007 to 2966 code for a protein of 319 amino acids. NCBI's taxonomy places the organism in Eukaryota, Metazoa, Chordata, Actinopteri, Siluriformes, Bagridae. Gene Ontology annotation, biological process: response to bacterium. The record is from RefSeq and is a predicted model, not a curated record. The transcript has 6 exons.